AUGGCUAUUGCUUCAAAGAAUGUGCUAGUUUUUUGCAUUGGAAUGCUUCUUGUAAGCUUAUGGUGCAUGAAAGUGAAUGGCCAUGCACAUGAACAUGUACUUGGACAUGGACAUGAACAUGGACAUGAACAUGGACAUGGACAUGGACAUGGACAUGGACAUGGACAUGGACAUGAAGAUCCAGCUGUUGGAUGUAACAGCAAACAUUCAGAUGCAGGUGAAGAAUGCACCGACGAAGAUGAUCAUCUUGGAUUGUAUUCCGAUAUUGAUGAUACUUUUAAGAGCUUGAGAACAGCUGCUGGUAUGAAGAUGGGAGAGAGACAUGGAAAUCCUUUUUCAGGAUGGGCUGAUGAGGAAUCUCCUAAUGUUGCACACAAUAAUGUUGAUGUUUUGGGACAUUGA
This is a messenger RNA of Lathyrus sativus (Indian pea), 402 nucleotides long. The record is from the annotation of a GenBank genome assembly. NCBI's taxonomy places the organism in Eukaryota, Viridiplantae, Streptophyta, Magnoliopsida, Fabales, Fabaceae.